AUGGAAGGAAAACAAUCGAAGUUUCGCCCAAUUCAAAUACCGAUUCCCUUCGGGCAGUUGAGUGGUAAAUGGUACGGAUCCAGUGAUGUUCGGCCACUUUUAUUCAUACAUGGAUACUGCGAUAACAGUGGAACGUUCGAUCGUCUAAUUCCGCUACUCCCGCCGCAUGGUAGCUAUCUGGCAAUAGACCUCCCAGGCCAUGGACUGUCCUCAAAUCUACCGGAUGGUAUUGUGUAUCACGCAACUGAUACGAUAAUCGUCAUUUUAAGAAUAAUGCAGGCCUACAAUUGGACAAAGGUAUCUCUAGUUGGCCAUUCACUGGGUGCAAUGAUGUGCUACAUGUUUAUUGGAAUCUAUCCCGAACUGGUGGAUCUCUUCGUCGCAAUAGAUGCUUUCCAACCAUACUUCCCAGGUAAGAUGCUUGAGCAUCUGGCUCACCACAUCGAGCGAACUUUGGCAUCAGACAUGGCCAACAGACGGAACGAAUUACCCAAAGUAUAUACCCACCAAGAAAUGUUGGAGAAAAUUCAUCAUGGACUAGCGAGCACGAUUCCCAAGGAAAUAUGUCAUCAUUUGUUGGCGAGAAAUAUCGCUGCCUCCAAACACCGACCGGAGAAGUAUUUUUUCCGCCAGGACAGCCGAACCAAAUUUCCAAACGUCCUGGGUUGGUCAAUGGAAACGAAUGCUCAAGCUGCUCGAAACAUAACUUGCCCGGUGCUAAUCAUCAAAGCUACCGACUCGAUUCAUUACAGCGAUCCCGAUGAGUGCAAGCAACUGAUUGAACUUAUGAAAAAGAAGCCCAGCUCCCAUGUAACAUUUGUAACGGUCAAAGGCUGUCACUAUGUGCAUCUGAUUGAACCGGAACGGGUGGCGAAUGUUAUUACGCAUUUUCUGAACUCGUGCAAAUAUUCUAGAGAAACCGUCGAAAGUAAAUUGAUCACGCCAAAGAAGAAAUCUCAGAGCAACAAUGAACGACAGUCGCAGACCAUUAGGCAAAAAGUUCACAUCGUUAAAGUAGAGAAGAAAGAUUAA
Molecule: messenger RNA, 1032 nt
Organism: Sabethes cyaneus
Lineage: Eukaryota; Metazoa; Arthropoda; Insecta; Diptera; Culicidae
Product: serine hydrolase-like protein
Exons: 3
Coding region: 1-1032 (343 amino acids)
Source: RefSeq, a predicted model, not a curated record